Messenger RNA from Balaenoptera acutorostrata (minke whale), 5803 nucleotides. It is a transcript of the gene SMIM7, whose product is annotated as small integral membrane protein 7. NCBI's taxonomy places the organism in Eukaryota, Metazoa, Chordata, Mammalia, Artiodactyla, Balaenopteridae. The transcript is spliced from 4 exons. The record is from RefSeq and is a predicted model, not a curated record. Bases 314 to 553 code for a protein of 79 amino acids.
AGGCCGCGUUGGACCGUGGCUCCAUCCGGGGGACCCGUAGCCCCGCCUUCGCGAGCGUGUGCACGCCGUACGCCGCCGGCCCCGCCCCCAGGUCCCAGCCCCAAGUUCCGCCUCCAACCGGGUCCAUCCUUUUGUGACUCUCCGCGCCGCCGAGACUUGAACUGCGGACUCUCAGUUCCCGCGGGAUCCCUCUGCUCGCACCCAUGAGAGCCUCAGACCCAUCCCCCGAGAAUCUCUUAGCCCUAAUCUGUACCCGCAGCCCCGCACCUGGCUCCCUCGAACCACUCUCUCCACCCCGUCGGUGGCUGCAGGCAUGACUGUGAUUGGCUGGGCAAGGGGUGGCCCAGGGAACAUCACUGAACCGCGCGAAAGAGGUCACACAGCAAACCAACGGAAAAAGAAGGACACGCAAGGCUUUGGGGAGGAGUCGAGGGAGCCCAGCACAGGUGACAACAUCCGGGAGUUCUUGCUGAGCCUCAGAUAUUUUCGAAUCUUCAUCGCCCUAUGGAAUGUCUUCAUGAUGUUCUGCAUGAUCGUGCUCUUUGGCUCCUGAGCUCCAGAUACAGAACCAGAAACCUUCUCAGAGUGUCUCUUCCUCCAUUCCUGACGACUUCAAGAAUGUUUCUGCCCAGAAAACCGGUGACCUUCCCAGAAAGUCCAAGCUUGUGGUGGGUGGAAAAAAUGUUCGCCAAGAUGAGCACAGUUUCCCAGCCACGUCACUGUUUUCUUUUCAAAGAUAUUUUCACUUUGAUCUCUGCCUUGAAAUGCUGUCUACUUAAAAGAGUUUGAAGGGUGUUUAUGUGAGGGGCUGUGGUAUCUACAUUGUUUAAUCAGAUCAGAAUCCUUCUUCUACCAAACUUUCACUGGAAACCCAUUUCUGGGUAUUUCUUGGUUUGUUUUUAAUAACCAUCCUUUUUUGGUUCAAAUUAUACAGAUUUUUAAAAAUCUUUUUUAUCCAGGGAUCUGAAGCAGAAAGGUUGGCUUUUAAGUUUGAUGCACCCUCUUAUUGGACUGCAUUUGUGAGGAAUGAACAAGUUCAUAGUUGCUGCGUCUGUGUCCAAAUUCCUUCCCCAUCCCAAUGGGCUCUGCUUGGCCACUCCAUGCUGCUGAGGUUGUCCCCAGGGCUUGAAGGGUGAAGUGUUACGGGUUCCUGUGGAAGAGAGGUGCAGAGCAGUUGGCAGGGUGGAUGGGGGUUUUAUGAGAAACUUUGCCUUGCCUUGAAGCCCUCUAUUAAAGUAACUUUUGGGGCCAUUAAUUGUAUAGUUUCUAGAAUGAGAGUGAUUUAUGUGGUGAUAUUGGGACUCAGUUCUGAAAGCUUGGGUUUUGGGGUCUGCUUUUCAAGUGGAUGAUUUCAAGGUUGAAAAACAAGCCUCAUUGGAGGAAAUACAGCAUUUUGCAUAGAAGCUUCUCUGGUUUAAUCGCCAACAUGACACUUGGGUGGUCAGUGCCCGGAUCCUAUAGGUGUUUGAUUUAUUUGUUGUGGUUUUUGAAAUCCUAACUUGCAGGUAACCUGGUGGGAGGAAUAAAUAAAUAUGCAGGCUCUUAGAACUAAACAGUAUUGAAAAUAAAGCUCAUUUAUGAAAAGGACCUUUUGUUUAUACAUUUUUUAACCAAGAAGUCCUUUGUAAAUUUUUUUUAUUUUUGUUACUUUCAUCGGGUUUUUUUUUUUUUAAUUAUUGAAUAUAGUUGAUGUAAAAUGUGUUAAUUUCUACUGUAGAAGUUGACUUUCAGUUUGAGUUGUUUCAAAUUACACUGUGGGAAACACCUAGGAUUCAUUUAUUGUGGAGGCUGUCAAAAAGUCAGAAAAGAGGCAACGUUAGAUACUCCUUUUCAGUUUUUGUUCAAUAAAUGUUGGGCAGGAAUUGGGCAAAUACGAUUUUGACGGGCUGCACCUGGAAGAAUCGAACGAGUUAGUGAUAAUGGUGGGAUUUUGCUAGGCCAGGGCCAAGUCCACUUGUCCUCCUGCUCAGCUAAUUCAUUCUACUUCAUAGCUUCUGUAAUUUAUUCCCUUGUCAAAUCUGGGCCGAGUAUCACCCCGUGGUUUGUAAGUAGCCGGGAACAGGGCUGCUGAAUCGGGCUGCGCGCAGGCCGGUGUUCUUGUCAGCAGGAACGGAUGUGCCAAGAUCUAGGCUGGUCAGUCCUCAAGCCAUAUGAGUGAUGUGAGCAAACCUCCCUGCCUUACUCAGACCGGCGCUGAGGUUUCAAUGAGGUGAGGCGUUUGUGUGUCGUGGGGAUGCAUCGAGCUCGGAGAAGAGAAUGCUGUCAUUAAGACUUUGUUUCAAUAGUUGUAUUUUUCACCGAAGAACUAUUUUCUCAUUGUUCAGUUCUUAUAAGCAGUGGAGCUGCGGGGGAUGCACAUCAAAGGCUGUUGUCCAUUUUUAAAGUGGCAACUCAUGGGUGUUUAUCUUUAGGAGGCUUUUCAAGAACCCGCAUUGGCACCAAAGGUUACCCAAGUUUGAAUUUUGAGUGCGUAGGGUCCCACAGCUUGUAAGUGCUCAUGUUCUGGGUCAGUUAGAUGUGGGUUCAAAUCCCAUCUCUGCUUCUUGCUCAUGGGGCCUUGGCUGGUUAUUUCUCCUCUCUAAGCCUCAGUUUCCACAUCUUUAAAACAGGCCUGAAAGUCAAACCUACUGGUGUUAUUAAAAGGUUCAGUGAACUUGAAGGUGAGCCAGGUGCUUGACUGGGUGGCGCCCAGUAAGCACUCAGUACCUAUGGGUGUCCUCACUGCCCGAAUUUUCUCUCUUCUUGCCUACAUUCAUUCAAGCAGUCCACACACAGACCGUUAAAGGAGCAAUCACAUCAUUAAAAAAAAUUGGAAACAAUUUCCAGCAUGGAAAACCUUUUCCUGUCUUCCCAUCCCUUUUCUAGCAUUUUUCUUAUACGUAUUGGUAUAUUCAGCAUAGUUCCAACAGCGGUAAGGCAGUUUGGGUUCUGCUGUUUUCUUUUCUUUUUUUUAAGUUAAAAUAUAGUUGAUUUACAAUGUUUCAGGUGUACAGCAAAGUGAUUCGGUUAUACAUAUAUAUAUAUAUUCUUUUUCCUAUUCUUUUCCAUUAUAGGUUUUUACAAGGUGUUGAAUGUAGUUCCCUGUGCUAUACAGUAGAUCCUUGUUGUUUAUCUAUUUUAUGUAUAGUAGUGUAUAUCUGUUAAUCCCAAACUCCCAAUUUAUUCCUUUCCCCUUUGGUGACCAUAAUUUUUUUUCCAUGUCUGUGAGUCUCUGCUGUUUUCAUUUUGACAUCAUUUCCUUCAUAUUUUCUGGGCUGCCAGAGAGGCUUCAUGGGUCUCAUUUUUAACUGUCGUGCAGCGUCAAUAAAUCUCUUUUUAACCUUGGCCCUCUCAUAUGUACUUUGAACUUGUACUUUAUCCGCUGUUAUAAAUGCCACUGCGGUCACCAUUGUUGUGACCUUUGCUGGCUUCCCUCACUGGUACUUCCCAGAGUACCCGGGAAGGCUACGUCGUCCUGUACCACCACUGUAGCUUUAGCGGCUUUUGUUUGUUUUAUUUUGUUUUAAAGUUUCUUACUACCAAUGCAUGUUCAUUGUAGAAAAAUUAUGAAGUCCAGCUUUGCUGUAAGGGAAAAAAUCACCCGUAAUCACUUUUCCCCAGAGAGCAUCACUCUGGGUACACAUUCCUCUGGCUCUUUCUCUAUGCAUGUGCACUGGGUAUGGUAGAUACCUUUUCUCUGUCCAGAUGGUAUCUUUGUAUCUUCUGGCCUGCUUUUCUCACCUGAUAAUAUGAGCACAUUUCUGUAUUUUUACCAUUCUUAAUAAUUGCAGAUAAGCCAUUGUAAGGACAUACCGUAAUUAAUUAACUAGUCCCCAGCUGAUGGAGACUUGAGUUGUCUCUAGCGUUUGUCUAUUAUAAAUAACACAGCAAUGAACAUCUCGGUGUAUCAUCCCUAAUGGCUUUUUGGGGUCACUUGAAAAAAGAGAGCCCUACUCAAUAUCUUGUAAUAACCUAUAAUGGAAAGGAAUCUGAAAAAUCUAUAUAUAGUAUGUAUUUAUGUAUUACUGAAUCACUUUGUGGUACACUUGAAACUAACACAACAUUGUAAAUUAUAUUUCAAUUAAAAAAAACUGAUAUAAAAAGAACAGUCCACCUUAAAAAAAAGAAGGGAUGGUAAAAUGACUAAACUUAUUAAAGAAACUUGCUUUUAAAAAAAAAAAGAGAAAUCCACGUUGACAACUUUAGGCUAAGAACCCCCAGCCCCCAAAAACGCAUCUUUGACAACUUACUUCUUUGUCUUUGUUUACUUAAUGUUCAUUCGUUCCUAUGUAUGUAUGUUUAUGCAUACGUACAUACAUCUCAAAGACCUGGGUUCUAAGUCCAUAUCAUCUCUGACUGGGAGCGAUGUCCAGCCACUUAAGUAGAUUAACUUUGCUUAAUCUGUGAGUAAGGAUGAGGUUUUCAGCUCCACCCAGAUAACUGUUUCUUUAUGACAUCACACCAGCUGGCUUUCCACCUUGGCCUUGGUAGUUAAGGAUCUUACCCACCAUCUAAGUAAUAAAUAAAUGCCCACUAUUGCUCAUCCUGGAGAACGUUACAUAGAGUUGCUGCCAAGGUGAGAAGCCGCACGUGGAGAACAAAAAGAAGGUAGAAAUGUGCAGCACAAGCCCUGGAUGCAAACUUUGGGGUUCAUAUUGGAUAUACCCCCUUUUGCUUAGUCCACGCUUGCCGUGUUGAGGAGUGAACCCCGUCUCCUUUCUCUAGGUUUCUCAUUGCACUUCAGUUCCAGAUGCUCUAGAGCAGAACUCAGAAACUAGGGCCUGCCAGCCAAGUCUGGCCCACUGCUUGUUUUAUUGGUACCCAGCCACACCCCUUUGGGUAUGUGCUGUCUACGGUUGCUUUGGCUGCUUUCCUGCUACGGUGGUAGAGUCGCGACAGAGACUGGCCCACAUAGCUGAAAGUACUGGCAGUCUGGCCCAUUUACAGAACAAAUUCGCCGACCCCUGAGCGAAGGGAUGAUGGAGAGUCUCAAGGUGCCCCUUCCUCCCAAAGCCACUCAGGUGAAAUAGUCUGCAUGCCUUGUGGUCUGGAUUUUAAUAAAGACAUGUACAAACUUGAUGAAAAUGGAGCUGGCCAUUUUCAAGUGAUGUGGUUAACAGAGCAAACCCAAUUUUACUUCUUUGGAUAGUUAGGGAAGAAAUCUCUCCGGGCUCCCUGGGAUUCCUCUUAAGUAACAGUGAGAGAUGUGAUAAUGAGAUUGGCUCUCCACUGAAGUGGUUAGAUUAGAAAAGUCAACGAGGCAUUUCCUUUUCGUGUCAACCAUUUUUAUUGUCUCCUUCUUAACCAAAUUUGAGUUUAUGAAAUAUUUGACAAACCAUCAGGAAAACCUGAUGUUUUCCCGCAUUGAUGAAAGACGAGUGCUGUUUGUGUAUAAAGCAAAAGGCAUGCUAUUAAAAAAAAAAAAAAGAUGUAAAUUCUACUUGGGGGUUUGUUUUCACCAUUCCCUUGAUUUUCAUUAUGCAGAGGAAGGCACUUUACCCCCUUCAAGCUCCUUUCUAGCACUUGAGAGUUCCUAGAAAUGAGUUUGGUAAUAGCAAGUGUUCCUGGAUAAGAAAUUGGGCAAAGGGAUCUGUAGCAAAUUGGAAAUUCAAAGUCCACAUUUUUCAGUAAGAAAACGGCAAGGGCUCAUCAUCGUCUGGCUCUGUGGCUUUCUUUUUGGCCAGUUGGGUGGUUUUGGAUUAGACCAGGGGUUAGCAAGCUGCUGCCCACAUCUGGCUCCCCGCCUGUCUUUUUACUGCCCACCACCUGUCUCUUCAUGGCCCGGAAGGCAGAAUGGUAUGUUUUUAAAUGGUUGAAAAACAAA